CACACCCACUCCCCAAAUCCACAGGGUCCUCCGCGCCUCCUGAUUGGUCGGGGAUGAGGCAACAAGGGGGGACGGAAACAAUGUCAUCAUGUCGCCUUAAAAAGAGUGCAGCUAUGUUGUGGAGAAAGCAUCUCAGGAGGACAACGGAGGAUCUGUAGCAGGAAGACGCAAACAAACAGGCGCAUCAGAUGUUUGUGCCCGCGAGCAGCUGAAAGUCAGUGUCUUCUCCUCCAAGUGCCUCCAGCUCCGCGUCCAGCGCGAACAUGCCCAGAGGGUUUUUGGUGAAGAGGAACAAGAGAACCAACCCGGUGUCCUACCGGGUUCGGUCGGACGAGGUGGACGUGGAGCGAGCAGCGCCUUCCUCCUCCUCCUCCUCCUCCUCCUCCUCCUCGCUCCCCUCCGCGCCGGUGCGCGCACGGACGCCGACGCCCACCUGCGGGGCGGCGGCCACGGCUCCGGAGCCGGACGCCAGGCCGGUGCGGUUCGGGAACCCCGAGGCGCUGCACCCGGCGCUGAGCAGCCCCUCCCGCCCCGUGAGCCACGACCACGACCGCUCCUACUUUGACGCGCGCUUCAGCCUCGGGUCGCCGGUUUCCGCCGAGUCGUUCCCCACGCCUGCCGCGCUCACCGCUUUGGACCAUCUUUUCGCCCCGGUUGACCUGAAGAUCGUCUCCAGCAACAGCGGCCGCACCGACACCGCUGCCGCGUGCGCCGGGACGCUCCCCGCCGCCCGAACCAAGCGUCCGUGCGGCGACGCCGAGCGCAAAGGGAAACCCGCGUCCAAGAAAACCAAAGCAAUCCGGAAACUGCACUUUGAGGAUGAUGUCACCACGUCCCCGGUUCUGGGGCUCAAAAUCAAAGAGGCGCCGGUGGAGCAGAAGCCGCCCGGAGCGGACCACCCCCCGCUGGGCGAGUUCGUGUGCCAGCUGUGCCGCGAGGCGUACGCGGACCCGUUCGCUCUGGCGCAGCACAAGUGCUCCAGGAUCGUGCGGGUCGAGUACCGGUGUCCGGAGUGCGACAAGGUGUUCAGCUGCCCGGCCAACCUCGCCUCGCACCGGCGCUGGCACAAGCCCAAGCCGCCGAGCGCCGCGCACGACGGCGACGGCGACGGCGACACGGCGGCCUCGUCCAGUAAAGCGGCUCCGGACGAAGCCAAGGAUCCCGGCGACAGGGACACGCCGAGCCCCGGACCGUCCGAGUCCGGCUCCGACGAAGGCUUGUACGACUGCAGCCACUGCGGCAAGAGGUUCAAGCGCGUGGCGUAUCUGCGCAAACACGCGGCGUCACAGCACGGCUCCGCGAGGCCGGAGGAGCGCGAGGACGCGCGCAGCCCGGCGCCGCUCAACCUCAGCGCCUCCACCCCCCCCGCCCCCCACCCGUGCCCGGUGUGCGGGGAGAGCUUCGGCACCAGGGGCGGCCAGGAGCGCCACGUGCGCCUGCUGCACUCCCAGGCGUUCCCCUGCAAGUACUGCCCCGCCGUGUUCUACAGCUCCCCGGGCCUCACGCGGCACAUCAACAAGUGCCACCCGUCCGAGAACCGGCAGGUGAUCCUGCUGCAGAUGCCGCUGCGCCCGGCCUGCUGAUGGGCCGGCCCGCUCACCCGGACCGCCGAACCGGCCGAGGAGCUGUGGUUGAAGUGUGAGUCAGGUAAAACACCUGAAGCCCUCAUUUGAGGAGAUAUUCGGGCAAAAAGAGAAAAUGGAACCUGAAUGGUGUGUUUGCAGUGUAGCUCCUCGGUUUAGCAGAGCUCACACUGGCCUGCAGCAGGCAGGGAAUCAGUGCCUUGCUCAAGGACACUCCAGCAGACGGCGGUGGAAGCACCUAUAAAGCGUUAGACUGUUCAUUUAUUUUUCUAGCAUCUCUGCACAAGUGCUAUUAGCUUCUAGACCUAAGAGGGGGCGAGCGUAGCCGUACAGCCCGACGUCACAGCUCUGAGCAGACCGUGUCCCAUCACUAUGAUUAGCUUUAACAUAGCUUGUGGAUCUGUGCAUCAGUAGCUGUUGCCUGAAAUCAGUAAAACUAGUGUAGCCGGUGAUGCCUUCGGAUUAGAACCUGCUGUAAAACUGCCUUAAACUGAUGGGAUUGGUUUGGAUCACUUAUUUAUCAUGACUAUUGUCUCCAGAGCCUUCUGUGUUACCACUGUACCGUAUUUUCAGCUCCUUUUCUAUUUAUUUAUGUAUUUAUUAAAUUAUCUGUGUAAAUUAUUGCUCUGUGUGCUCAAACCUGUGAUCUGUCACUGUGUUUUUCAUGACGUAGCCAAAUUGGUUUUACUUUGUUUAAUUUAUUGGAACCGGUGUGAGGAUGCUGUGUUGAAGUGAUUAUAGCAAUCAGUGAGUUGAAUAAAUAACUUAAUGCAAUCAUCAUUUGAAUGUUCUCCUUAUGUUCUGGGCUCUUUGUAAACCUCAGCUCUUACACUGCUUUGGAUGUUUCUGCAGUUUGUUGCUAAAUGUCCAAAAAUAAUAAAAACCAAAAAUCACAAA
This is a messenger RNA of Betta splendens (Siamese fighting fish), 2480 nucleotides long. RefSeq names its product insulinoma-associated 1a (gene insm1a). The transcript has a single exon. Gene Ontology annotation, cellular component: nucleus; transcription repressor complex. Gene Ontology annotation, biological process: regulation of cell cycle process; negative regulation of transcription by RNA polymerase II; neuron differentiation. The record is from RefSeq and is a predicted model, not a curated record. NCBI's taxonomy places the organism in Eukaryota, Metazoa, Chordata, Actinopteri, Anabantiformes, Osphronemidae. The coding region runs from base 264 to 1583 and encodes 439 amino acids. Gene Ontology annotation, molecular function: DNA-binding transcription repressor activity, RNA polymerase II-specific; RNA polymerase II cis-regulatory region sequence-specific DNA binding.